Botrytis cinerea B05.10 is the source of this 1718-nucleotide messenger RNA. RefSeq names its product Bcrit1 (gene Bcrit1). Gene Ontology annotation, biological process: charged-tRNA amino acid modification. Gene Ontology annotation, molecular function: tRNA adenosine(64)-2'-O-ribosylphosphate transferase activity. The record is from RefSeq and is a predicted model, not a curated record. The transcript is spliced from 3 exons. Gene Ontology annotation, cellular component: cytoplasm. Bases 73 to 1467 code for a protein of 464 amino acids. NCBI's taxonomy places the organism in Eukaryota, Fungi, Ascomycota, Leotiomycetes, Helotiales, Sclerotiniaceae.
GAUAUUCCUCCUUUGCCAGAUUGAAAUCUAAGCUGGGUUUCUCAACAUACAGCUAAGUAGCUCAUAUCUCAAAUGCCUUUGACAGUUGCGGAUAUUGUCUUCAAUGAGCAGGCAAAUCAUAACUUCUCAAAGACUCUGGGUGAAAUCAAACGGAGUACUUUAUCCAUCCAUAAUCGGCUUCGAUCAAUUCUCGAAGACGCGGAAUUCGCCCAGUCUGUUGCAAAUGCAUAUAAUAGACCACUGGUAGCAAAUGAGAGAUGCGGUAGCUGGUACAUUGAUCCCAGCAAGAAAGGGGGAAGCGCAUACUUCAAAAGUACCGAUGGUCAUACUGGUGUCUGGAAAUUCAGCUCCCGAAGACUGAAUUUACAUCUAUUAGAAAUCAUUGGUAAACAUGACGGAUGUAUCAUUGUAGAUUCUACUAGGCGUGGAAAACGUAUGCCUGAUGCAUUGAGCAAAACAAUCCCAAUAUGGUGUUGUGUAUUGAACCGCGUCUUCUUUCCUGAUAUUCCAACCGCUCAUAAGCUAUACGCUCCACCACAAGUAGUUUCCGAUUCCGAGCAAGCCCAAAUGGCCAAUUUGAUUCCUCAAUUUGUGCAAGCAUUUCAAACUCUCAAUCUCCCUAUCGAAUCGUUCCGCGAGAAGAUUCACAAACCCAUCAGACCCAUUUGGAUGACUCCCGAGUCUCAAAUCUCGGAAACAGGCGAGAUUUUCAAAGACUUUCAUCCGGUUGUAUGCUGUACGGUUUCGCGCAGAGUUUCGGGCGGUGAAAUUAGUGAGGGCGGCUAUAUACAAGGAGCAGGUGACGAUACGGAAAACUGGGCUCAUGGACUUACUCCUAACAUUUUCUGGAGCAAUCAAGAAAUUCUAUUCGAGACGUCAGAAGAAGAUUUGCCUGGACUCAUUGAAACCUUGAUAAAUCAAACAAGCUCAUCGCUAGGAUCUAGCGAUAACCUACGCAUCGUAAAACCGACUUCCUGUCUAUCCAUCUCGACCAUCGAUGCACUCCCACCUCCAACCCCCAAUAUCAAUACCUGCAUCAUUGUGCUCCUACCAAAACUCACCCCUAAAGAAACAUGGCACACGUCUCCCACCCGUCUCGACAUCGGACUCGGCGCCAAAAAAGUAGGCAGCAAAAAUCUCCGCGCCGCGCUCCCAACCAUCUCCUCUUUCUUCCUCGAGAACCUCUCUGCGCAUCCUGCACCACAAUCUUCAGAUACCUCUAUACAAAUCGUCGUCGCGUGCGAGUCUGGACAUGAUCUCUCCGUAGGAGUGGCGCUUGCUCUGCUUUGUCUUUAUUUCGAGCAUAGUGGAAAGUUAAAAUCGGGGAGUGGAGAAGGGGGAGAAAAGGCGGAGGUAAAUAAAGAUUUUAUUCGGCAGAGAUUAACGUGGAUUUCUACUUCGAUGCCGGAUGCGAAUCCGAGUCGAGCUACGUUGCAAAGUGUGAAUAGUUUUUUGAUGUCGUAUUAAUGGGGGGGGGGGUUGUAUUUCAAUUUCGCUUGGAAAGUGUGGAUUUCUCGCUGUUGGGUUAGGUCAGGAUAGAUUAGGUUGUAGAAUUGGAACGCUGUGAGGAUGUUUGAUUAUAGUACUAUAUGGGGGGAUCCCCUUUGGUUUCUCGGUAGAUGGAUAGAAGGGGGGAUGACAUGAUAUUUAUAUUUAUCUUUAUAUUUAACUUUACAUCUACAUACAAACUCACAUACACAACUUUAUAAUCCGCCCCA